Staurois parvus is the source of this 275-nucleotide messenger RNA. NCBI's taxonomy places the organism in Eukaryota, Metazoa, Chordata, Amphibia, Anura, Ranidae. The record is from the annotation of a GenBank genome assembly.
AGUUGUGUCCAAUCACAGCUGAACACAUGAGAGCCAGUAAGCGGAAUUCCUCAGAAGGGACAUCUACACUGAUCAUCACGGCACUGAUCAGCAGUGCCCUGAUGAUUAGUGUAGCCCCAUCAGUGUCACCAGUCAGUGCCCAUAAUUGCCACCUGUCAGUACCCAUCAAUGCCACAUACCAGUGCCCAUCACUGCACAUCAAUGCCACAUAUCAGUGCCCAUCAGAGCUGCCUUUCAGAGCCAACUAUCAGUGCCAGUCAGUGCUGCCUAUCAGU